AAAAGAAAAGUAAACAACUUGGAGGUAGUGAAAUAAGAAUAGAUAGCAAAGGUAUUGGAGACGAUAAAGGUGUUGGAGAUGACAAAGAUGUUGAAGAUGAUGAAGAUGUUGAAGACAAUGAAGGUGUUAAAGAUAAUGAAGAUAUUGGAGACAACAAUAAAACAAGAAUAGAUAAUCAACUUGGUGAUAAAAAUAACUAUAAUUAUUGA
Molecule: messenger RNA, 209 nt
Organism: Racocetra persica
Lineage: Eukaryota; Fungi; Glomeromycota; Glomeromycetes; Diversisporales; Gigasporaceae
Source: the annotation of a GenBank genome assembly